GUCACUGUGGCAUGCCAAAAGAGACUCUGCAGCAACACAUUCCUCUUCACUAGAUUUAUUCUGCAAGAACAACACAGAGAGAACCAGUCCAGUUAGCCAGUUAGUCCCAGUUAGAAACAGUCUAAAUCCAGUUAGUCCCAAUUCAAUCCCAGCUAGAAUUUGUGGUUGAGUUGCUGGUUGCAGAGAUGAAGUUGCUGCUGUUGUUGUUGCUGAUGGAACGAGCAGCAGCUCAACAGAGAGGUCUGUUCCCGGCCAUCCUGAACUUGGCCAGUAAUGCAGUGAUCAGCAGUAACGCCACAUGUGGAGAUCCAGAACCUGAGGUUUACUGUAAACUGGUCGAACAUGUUCCAGGACGACGGAUCAAGAACCCACACUGCCCAAAAUGUGAUGCCAACUCCAUCCUGUCCAAAGAACGUCAUCCAAUCACAAACGCCAUCGAUGGGACGAAUCAGUGGUGGCAAAGUCCAAGUAUCAAGAAUGGACGACAGUUUCACUGGAUUACCGUCACACUGGACCUCAAACAGAUUUUUCAGGUUGCCUACAUCAUCAUCAAGGCAGCUAACUCACCUCGGCCAGGUAACUGGAUCCUGGAGCGCUCUCUGGAUGGUGUGACCUUUGACCCCUGGCAGUUUUACGCCAUCAGUGAUUCUGAGUGUUUGACUCGUUACAACGUGACACCGAGACUCGGACCUCCGACCUACAAGAGAGACACCGAGGUUAUCUGUACGUCAUACUACUCCAGACUGAACCCCUUGGAACAUGGAGAGAUCCAUACGUCUCUGAUUAAUGGCCGACCUGGAGCUGACGAUUUGACCUCUGACCUCCUGAACUUCACGUCAGCUCGUUACAUCAGACUGAGGCUUCAACGAAUCAGGACACUAAAUGCCGACUUGAUGACGCUGAGUGCCCGUGACCCCCGAGACAUUGACCCCAUCGUCACCCGGAGGUAUUAUUACUCCAUCAAAGACAUCUCUGUGGGUGGGAUGUGUAUCUGCUAUGGCCAUGCCCAGAGCUGCCCACUGGACCCUGUUACCAAGAAGCUGCAGUGUGUGUGUGAACACAACACCUGUGGAGAGAGCUGCAACAAGUGUUGCCCUGGUUACCACCAACAGCCAUGGCAACCGGGAACCGUCUCUGAGGGAAACACAUGUGAAAAGUGUAACUGUCACAACAAAGCCGUCGACUGUUUCUACAAUCAGACUGUCUCUGAACUCUCUUUGAGUUUAAACACUCAUGGUGUUCGUCAGGGAGGCGGAGUCUGUAUGAACUGCCAACAAAACACCGCCGGCAUCAACUGUGAGACCUGCACCGCCGGGAACUACAGACCUGCUGAGGUGUCUCCAUACUCAGACUCACCAUGUGUUCAGUGUAACUGUGAUCUAAGAGGAUCAGAGUCUUCAACCUGUACCAGAGACAGCACACAGCUAGGUGUGUCUGCAGGUCAGUGCAGGUGUAAGGAGGGUUUCACAGGUCGACAGUGUGAUCGUUGUGCAUUUGGAUUCAGAGAUUUUCCUCUCUGUACUCAAUGUGAGUGCAACCUCUCCGGCAGCAUCAACACAGACCCCUGCAGCCCCUGCACCUGCAAGGUGAAUGUGAUGGGUGCUCACUGUGAUCUGUGUAAACCAGGUUUCUACAACCUGCAGGACAAUCAUCCACUCGGCUGCACAGACUGUUUCUGCUUCGGUGUGUCAGAUGUCUGUGAGAGCUCCGCCUGGUCCACAACUCAGGUGCUUCAUAAAGACGCUUGGCUCCGCCCCCCUCAGUCCCUCCACACCCCAUCUGUCAUCAAUGACAAUGACCUACCGAUCCCCGGGAACGCCUCUUCUGGCCACGCCCAUCAACAAGUGCUGUCAUGGGAGGCACCUGACAGUUUCCUUGGAAACAAACUGGUGUCUUACAGAGGUUUCCUGAACUACUCUGUGGUUUACGAUCUCCCACUGGACAAUGAAGACCAUUCUCUCCCCGGCCACUUUGACAUUAUCAUUGAGGGAAAUGGUCGGACUCUUCAUCUCUCACCUCCUCUCCUCCUCUUCCUCUCUCCACUGGCUGAGCGCUCGGUUGCCGUGAUGAUAGCCUCACAGCGGUUCGUGGACGUUCAGACAGGCGUUCACGUUAUCCGUGAUGACCUGCUGUCGGUCCUAGCCGACGUGACUUCACUGAGGGUCAGAGUUCACCUGAACGCCUCCGCCGACGGGCCGAUACGUCUUAGGUCUGUCUCUCUGGAUGUUGCUGACUCUGGUUCUGUUUCUGGCGUUCAGGCGGUUGCCGUGGAGAUGUGUGAAUGUCCAUGGGGUUACAGCGGUACUUCCUGUGAGGCGUGUCUCCCAGGUUUUUACAGGGUAGGCGGAGUUUUGUUUGGCGGGAACUGUAUGCAGUGUGAGUGUAAUGACCACACCAUCGAGUGCGACAUCAACGGAGUUUGUCUGGGUUGUACCCACAACACCACCGGUCCUCACUGUGAACAUUGUCUUCCUGGUUUCUAUGGCGACGCCACAGAGGGGACACCUGACGACUGUCGGUUGUGUCCGUGUCCUCUGACGGAGCCAUCCAACAGUUUCAGUCCCACCUGUGUGCUCGAGGCGUCCGGCCAGGUGUCAUGUGACAGGUGUCAGGAUGGAUACACAGGAACCAAGUGUGAGAGGUGUGCCAGUGGUUUCUAUGGUAACCCACAGGUAGUGGGUGGGGUCUGUGUCCGUUGUGAGUGUAACGGUAACGUGGACAUCAGCAAGGCAGGGCACUGUGACACUGUCACCGGGGACUGUCUGCGUUGCCUCGGCAACACCGCUGGCAGACACUGUGAGGUCUGUCAGCCUGGUUACUAUGGAGAUGCCCUGCACGCCAAAGACUGUCAGGAGUGUGGCUGUGAUGUCAGCGGCGCCCUCUCCAGUGUGUGUGAUGUCACAACAGGUCAGUGUUUGUGCAGAGAGAAUGUGACGGGACGCACCUGUAAUCACUGCCAGUCUGGCUUUUUUGGGCUGCAGAGUGGGCAGGGCUGUCAGGCCUGUGGUUGCAGCCAAUCAAGAUCUCUCUCUGAGUCAUGUGAUGCAGGGGGACGGUGCCAAUGUGUGGAGGGCGUGGCCGGACAUAAGUGUGACAGUUGUAGCCGUGGUUACUAUGGUUUCCAUGCCAACGGCUGCACAGCAUGCAUCUGUGAUCACACUGGAGGGAACUGUGACCCUGAGACUGGAGACUGCAUCUGCCCCGCCCACACACAGGGCGACACCUGCGACAGGUGUGAGACAGGUUACUGGGGUCACAACCCUGCCACCGGGUGCCAGCCGUGCAGCUGCACUGCAGCAGGAAGCUCCGCCCCUCAGUGCGAUCUUAGCAAUGGACAGUGUCGGUGCAGAGAGGGGUUCUCUGGCAGAUCAUGUGACCAAUGUUCCCCUGGUUACCAUGGUUUUCCAGGAUGCUCAGUGUGUGGCUGCGACAUGGCCGGAACAGACGAGAAGUUCUGCAAUACAACGCUGGGAGUGUGUGACUGUCUACACACUGGAGAGUGUGUGUGCAAGGUGGGCGUGUCUGGGCAGCGCUGUGAGGAGUGUGUUUCUGGUUGGUUCGCUCUGUCAGCUGAUGGCUGCUCUCAGUGUUUCUGUUCAGGACUCAGUUCAGACUGCGAGGAGAAGGGAGGACUCUACAGAGUACCUAUCAGCCUGGCUCGUUAUCCCGCCCUCCUCUCAUUGGUCAGUCAAUCUAACCUGCACGGUAUAUUGUCUGGAGUUUACCAGCAGGGUGGUGACAUGCUGCUCGACACCCGACAGCUCAACACCAGCAGGCUGGCUGGCCCCCUCUACUGGAGACUGCCCCCCCAGUUCGAAGGUCACCAGCUGCUGUCGUAUGGCGGCCUGCUGUCUUACAUCAUCACCUUUUAUGCUGAGGAUGGCUUGGGGCUGUCCAAUCAGGAGCCUCAGAUCCUGAUAAGGGGCGGAACCCUGAGGAAGCUGGUGAUAUACACAGACAUGGUUGCCCCUGGCAACGGCAUCAGGACACAGCAUGACAUCAGACUGACAGAGCACAACUGGAAGUAUUUUAACUCCGUGUUGGACAAGUCGGUGAGUCGUGCUGACUUCCUGUCGGUCCUCAGUAACAUUGAGUAUGUCAUCAUCAAAGCUUCAUACGGGACCAGACUGCAGCAGAGCAGGAUCUCUAACAUCACCAUGGAAACGGCAGUGGAUGCGGAGUUAAAGGAGGGGUCAGUGGUCGGAGGGGGCGUGGCCAGAUUGAUCGAGUCCUGUGUCUGUCCACCUGGAUACAGCGGACUGUCCUGUCAGGAGUGUGCAGCAGGUUUUUUCCGACAGUCUUUAUCUGAGUUAUCACCUCACACUCAGAAGUCGCUGUUUGUGCGUCCGUGUGUUCAAUGCCGCUGCAACAACCACAGUGAGAGCUGCGACACAGAGACCGGAGAGUGCCAGGGCUGUCAGCAUCACACCAGUGGGCCGGGCUGUGAGCUCUGUGCCCCGGGGUAUUAUGGGAACAUCAGCGGCUCCAUCAGUGACUGCUCGCUGUGUGCCUGCCCCCUACGGGGCAACAGUUUCAGUCCCACCUGUGUGUCGGAGGGAGCGUUUGGUGAUUUCCGCUGCACCGCCUGUCAGAUGGGAUACGAGGGGAGAUACUGUGAGAGGUGUUCUGUUGGUUACUAUGGCAACCCGUCGGUGCCCGGUGGCAUGUGUUCACAGUGCAGCUGCAGUGGGUGGGGCUCGCUGCAGCCGCUGUGUGACGCACUGAGCGGACAGUGUGAGUGUAAGGCUGGUGUCAAAGGUCGGUCAUGUGAUCAGUGUGAAGAGAGGCACAUACUGCAGGAAGGAGAGUGUGUGUCGUGUGAUGACGAGUGUACCGGCGUUCUGUUAGACGACUUGGAAAAAAUAUACAACCACUUCCUGUCUGUCAACCUGAGCGGCGUUGCCAUGGCACCAUACCACCAGCUGGUGCUGCUGCAGAACCAGACCACAGACGCCCAGGUGCAGUUUUCACAGAACGGCUCUGUCGCUCUGCGUCUGUCCAGAGUGGAAGACAAGCUGGAUCAUUUGACCUCUGACCUCAGCACGCUGCUGCAACGGGUCACACGUCUAUCUGAAAACUUGGAGGAAGUGGGCGUGUCCGCUAAAAACAGCUGUUCCCAGGGUUCAGUGCUGCUGGAGAACAUCAGCAGACUUCAGGACAGAAUCCAGGAGCUUCAGAGGGAGGCUGGGCACCUGAACCAGACCACAGAGGAAGAGUUCAGUUCAGCCAAUCAGACACGUCUGCUGGGUGAAGUUGAGUCCAUGUUGGAAACCAUCAGAGUGGUCAACCUAACAGCUGCCAAUACUGCAGCCAAUCAGGAGCUCCGUCUAGCACAGUCUCUCAUUCACUCCCUGCAGACGGACUUCCUGCCUGGCAGGAUGGCGGUUGAUGAAAGGCUCCGCCCCCUGUCCGUCUCCCUCAACAUUGGCAUAGAAAUGCUGCAACAUGCACAUACACAGCUGAGUGAUGCUGCACAACAAACCACACAAACACACACUCUGCUGGACGCCAUUCACUCUCACCUGCACCGCUACCAGUCUGUCCGUCAGAAGCUCAGUGGUGACUGUUUAUUUGUGGACGGACUGAUGGACGACAGUCAGCUGCUGCUGGACGACGCUGUCGGACUGACGGAUGAGUUUACCAACGCCACUGCCCAGGUGGAGGAGUUCAGUGGUCAGUUGGAUCAGUGGCGUCCUCUGCUCAGGAAACAGGUGGAUGCUUUGGUUGUUGGACUGAAGAUGACGGACGCUCUGGAGAACGUUUACCGUGCAGAAAGCCACGCCCACCUGCUGCAGAGCCACGCCCACUCCCUGCACAGAUCUCUGUCGUCGGUGUGCAAUGUGACUCAGAACGGCAGCCGAUUGGUCCAAUUCGAUAGUGACAUCACAGAACGAGUUGACUCCGCCCAGCAGGUCGCCUCGAUCGCACACAGCUCCGCAUCCUUCGCUCUCAACAUGACCGUCCAAUCAGAGCAGCUGCUGUCAGAAGAGGGCAGAGCCAAACUGAACAUCAGCUCUGCUGUUUUAGAAGAAAGUCAACGAGUCCACAAGAUGGCUGAAGACCUGCAGCUGACUGUCUCCAUGGUAACCAGCAGACUGGGAUUGGUCAGAGAGAGUGUCCAUAACUCCAGCCUGCUCUUCCGUCAGCCAAUCAGAGAGCUGCAGAACUUCUCUAAUGGGUCAUCCCCGGCGCUGCAGCAGGCCCAGCUUCAGGCUGCAGCGGCACGCUCCGGCCUGCAGGAGGCGCUGCAGUGGCUGCAUUCACUCAGCGAGCAGCUGCAGGAUUCUUCUUCUGUGGUAGAAAACACCAACGACACAGUGAGGGAGACCAACCAACUGGUGACUCACACACACGAUGCAGCCAAUGAGGCGCAGAGUAAGCUGGAGGAGGCGGAGCAUCGUACCGAUCGGCUUAUGGACCGGAUAAAACCACUGAGCAUGCUGGGAGAAACACUGAGCAGGAAUCUGUCUGACAUCAGAGAGCUGAUCGAUCAGGCCAGGAGACAGGCUGCCUCGAUUAAGGUGGCGGUACAAGCAGACAGGGACUGUGUUCGAUCCUACAGACCACAGAUUGAGUCCAGUAACUUCAACACUCUGAGUCUGAUUCUGAAAACCUCGAGUCCAGAUAACCUGCUCUUCUACCUGAGCAGCAACACCACGGUGGACUUCCUGGCAGUAGAGAUGCAUGAUGGGAAGGUGUCACUGGCAUGGGAUGUGGGUUCAGGCAGCACCAGGCUGGACUUUCCUGGACUGGACAUCGCCAACAACAGAUGGACCAGAAUCAACGCGACAAGGUUCGGGGCCCAUGGCUCACUGUCAGUCCAUCAGCUGGAGUCGGAGUCCGCUCCGUUGCCCGCCGUAACAGCGACCUCACGGGGACCUUCCAGAGUUUUAGACAUUGACAGAAACACGGUGAUCCACAUCGGAGGACUAGGAGCCCACACUCAGAGCCCCACAACACUGCGGUCCUCCACCUUCCAAGGCUGCUUGGGCGAAGCAUCGCUCAACGAGAGAAACAUCGGACUGUGGAACUACAACAGCAGAGAGGGAGAGUGUGGAGGCUGCUUCAGCAGUCCCCAGGCGGAGGAGACAUCGUUCCACUUUGAUGGCUCUGGAUUCUCAUUGGUUCAGAAGUCUCUGCGUGCAACCUCCACCUCCAUCGUACUGCUGUUUAAGACUCUGUCUCCGGGCGGAUUGCUGCUCUACCUGGCCUCCAACAACACUAGGGACUUCCUGUCCAUGGAGCUGGUGGAGGGGCGUGUUCGUCUGACCUUUGACCUUGGAUCAGGUGCUCUGAUCCUGACCUCCAACAGGAAGUACAACACUGGAGUGUGGUACAAGAUAACACUGCAGAGGAGCAAACGCAAAGGUUACCUGUCCAUCAUGGCGGCCGACCAAUCAACAGAGAAGGAAGUGUUAGAGGCGGAGUCUCCUGGAACAGCCUCUGACUUGAACCGCUCCGACCUAGACCCCAUUUAUAUUGGAGGACUUCCUGCCUCUAGACCAAUCAGGCGACAGGUGGUGUCCAGGUCGUACGUGGGCUGUAUAAAGAACGUGGAAAUUGCUCGGUCCAACUUUGACCUGCUGAGAGACGCCUUCGGAGUCCGGAAGGGUUGUGUCCUCGAGGCGGUGCGAAGCGUGUCGGUGUUAGCCGGAGGCUUCGUUCAGAUCGCUCCUCGCUCACUUGGUCAGGAGGUGGAGCUUUUCUUGUCCUUCUCCACCAACAACCAAUCAGGAGUUGUUCUGGCCGCUUUCAGUGACGACCCAACACACAGACAGCACUUCCUGUCUGUCCACCUGCUCUCGGGUGAUUUGGAGGCAGAGCUUGGUGAGGUGGGCGGAGCUACUCGGAGGGUGAUGGUGGUGAAACCUGUUGGAGGAUCCUUCAGUGACGGAAUAAAACACUCUGUGAUUAUCACCAUCAACAGGAAGUCUUUGUCAAUGCAGGUGGACGAGGACCACAGGAAGUCUGUCUCUCUCUCGCCAGGCGGAUUUUCUCGCUUGUCUCCAGCUUCUUUCUUCAUUGCUGGGUUGCCAUCAGAGGGGGGGCCUCAUCUACCAAUCAGAUUACAGGAUGUGUCCAGGUUGUUCAGAGGCUGCAUCCAACACCUGGUGGUGGGCAGAGUGAUUGUCGACCUAUCAGAAGCAGUGAGGUAUGAGGGGGUGGAGCUUGACAGCUGCCUAUUGGAGGAGAGAGAUGGGGGGGCGGUGCUUCCUGAUGACCAGGAUGUAGAACCAACUAAAGACCCCGCCUACUUACCCGUACCUCCGCCCACACACCUGAGUGCCCUGACACCAGGAGCACUAACGUGUGUGCCAGAGGCAGAGCCAACCUUUCUGCUGUCAGCGGCUCACUUUAGUUUGUCCAAACACAGUCACAUGACCUUCAUCAUCAACCCCAGCACUGUCAGGAGGAGUGUAUUGGUGAGGUUGUCAGUUCGAAGCCGGGCUCUGGAUGGGUUGAUCCUCCUCCUCUCUGACUCCAAACAGAUGGACUUCAUUGUCCUCAGACUAACGGGGGGGAGACUAAUGAUGUCAGCUGACCUGGGGAAAGGCCCCGCCUCCAUUACAUCAUCUGUCACUGUCAAUGACGGAAAGUGGCAUAUUGUGAGUGCUGAGAUGAGCCGGCGGUUGCUGUCUGUGUCGGUGGACGGUUCGAGUCCGGACUCUGUGUCAGUUAAGGGAAAUCAGCUGGACGUGGACAACAGACUGUACCUGGGAGGAGUGCCACACACGCACACCGCCAGGAGGAUCAAUGUGAGCAGCAGUUUUCCAGGUUGCAUUCGCGGCGUCAGUCUGAAUGCCGCCAUGUUGGAUUUGUCCAAACCGGUCUCUCUGCAUGAUGUCACUUCCUGUUUCACUACUGAGCAGACAGGAAGUUACUUUAAUGGCAGUGGAUACGCCGCCCUCAUGCCUGAAGGGUAUAAGGUCGGCUCUGACGUGUUGGUCUCUCUGGAGUUCCGAACGAGCCAAUCAGAGGGCGUAUUUCUGGGUAUCAGCAGUGCCAAGGUUGACGCCAUCGGACUGGAAAUGAUCAACGGACAGGUGGUGUUUAACGUGAAUAAUGGGGCAGGUCGAGUGUCAGUGCAUUCGAUUGGUCAGAUGUUGUGUGAUGGACAGUGGCACCGCCUGCUGGCCAGAAAAACCAAACACACCCUGAGUCUGAGUGUAGACGGGCGGAGUUACAGCACACCCAACCCUUACCCACAAUCCACCUCUGCUGAAACCAACAACCCUGUUUACCUAGGAGGCUAUCCAGUCUCUGUUAAGCAGAACUGCCUGUCUAUCAACUCCAGGUUCAGAGGUUGUCUGAGGAACCUACAGCUCGUUAAAUCUCACCUGACUGAUGCUCUGAACCUGAGCUCUGCCCACUUUCUGUUGGGCGUCACUCCUAACUCAUGUCCUGUUGCCUAGCAACACCCAGACAGGCACUGAUUGGUUCACAGACAGCUAUAGAAAGGAGAAUUGUUCAUAUUAUUCUGUAGCUUCAAUUAUUAAAGAUCAAACUCACAAAUUCAAAA
Messenger RNA from Dicentrarchus labrax (European seabass), 9520 nucleotides. It is a transcript of the gene lama1, whose product is annotated as laminin, alpha 1. Gene Ontology annotation, biological process: axon guidance; camera-type eye development; regulation of embryonic development. Gene Ontology annotation, molecular function: extracellular matrix structural constituent; signaling receptor binding. Lineage: Eukaryota; Metazoa; Chordata; Actinopteri; Moronidae. Gene Ontology annotation, cellular component: basement membrane. The record is from RefSeq and is a predicted model, not a curated record. The coding region runs from base 186 to 9413 and encodes 3075 amino acids. The transcript has 64 exons.